Molecule: messenger RNA, 699 nt
Organism: Drosophila willistoni
Lineage: Eukaryota; Metazoa; Arthropoda; Insecta; Diptera; Drosophilidae
Product: glutathione S-transferase 1
Exons: 1
Coding region: 46-699 (217 amino acids)
Biological process (GO): glutathione metabolic process
Molecular function (GO): glutathione transferase activity
Source: RefSeq, a predicted model, not a curated record
UUGAAUCUGAAAACCCACCAAGAGAAGCACUAGGAGACGACUAUUAUGACGAUUGUGUUGUAUGGCAUGGACAUAAGUCCUCCUGUACGUUCCUGUCAGCUGGUCCUGCAAGCUCUCAAUUUGCCCUACAAAUAUGAGAAUGUCAAUUUACUCCAGGGUGAGCAUCACACGGAGGCGUAUCUAAAGAAGAACCCCCAGCAUACUGUGCCUCUAUUGGAUGACGAUGGUCUAUGCAUUUGGGACUCGCAUGCCAUUGUGUGCUAUCUGGUGGACAAGUAUGCCGAAUCGGAUGGGCUGUAUCCCAAGGAUCUAGCCAAGCGGGCUCUUGUUAAUCAACGUAUGUUUUUUGAAGCCACCAUCCUGUACAUGGCUUUAAGAAAUAUCAGUGUGCCGUAUUUCUACAAUAACGUUUCGAUAGUGCCGAAAGAGAAAGUUGAUAAUGUCCGAGCUGGUUACGAGCACUUGGAAAAUUUUAUUGCUGAUAAUUCCUAUGUGACAGGUGAUAGUCUUACUGUGGCCGACUUUUGCUGUGCUGCCACAGUAUCUUCUUUGGCAGCUGUCUUAGACUUGGAUCCUCUGAGGUAUCCCAAAACAACGCAAUGGUUGGCACGCAUCUCGGAACUGCCUUACUAUGAGGAGGCUAAUGGUUUGGGGGCCCAAAAGUAUAUCAAAAUAUUGAAGCCAGUAUUGACAACUUAA